Molecule: messenger RNA, 1812 nt
Organism: Cyphellophora attinorum
Lineage: Eukaryota; Fungi; Ascomycota; Eurotiomycetes; Chaetothyriales; Cyphellophoraceae
Product: Integral inner nuclear membrane protein ima1
Exons: 3
Coding region: 1-1812 (603 amino acids)
Biological process (GO): nuclear inner membrane organization
Cellular component (GO): nuclear inner membrane; chromosome, centromeric core domain; mitotic spindle pole body
Source: RefSeq, a predicted model, not a curated record
AUGCCCGUUGCCCUCCGUCGACGGCUACACUGCCAUUACUGCGGCCGGCGAUCUGCCCAAACUCAUCUCCGCACUUUCAAAUGUGAGAACUGCGAAGCAGUCAACCAUCUUGAUGAGAAUGGCGACAUCAAAGACCCUCCCACAACUGCCGCCGCCACACCGACUCGGUAUGCGAAUCCUCAGCCAUUCCGCACCUCGAGCAUCUUCUGCGCAACUUGCAUCAAGAACCAGGAGAUCGUCGAGCGUCUGAUUGCCAACUAUGUGCCGGAUGAGCGGGAUUCAAAGUAUCGAGCCGCAAUGGCUGGCCUACCAGAGUACAAGGAGCGGCUUCAUCGGGACUACCCUCAAUGCUGCGCCAACUGUGAGCCUCGAGCCAGAGCUCAGAUGGCUGCGGCGACCCGAGCAGCCGCGGCGGAGAAUCUACGCGUACAGGUUCAGAAGUCCAAGCUGAAAAGGGCAGCCAGCAUGAUAGACUUCCGAGCUCUGAUCGUUGGGUGCGCCCGUCUCGGCUACUUUGCCAGCAUCAUCGUACAGCUGCUGUGGCACUACUUUGGCUCCCAGGCCACUUCAGCGGAAACAUAUCGCGGCCCAGCACAAUGCUUCGCCGAAUGGCCUGCUCCGAAAAACUGCUACGACGGUGUACGAGAUCUGGUGCCGUAUGCAUUAGCACUCGGAAUAUUUUGCAUAUGGUGGAAUCCUGCCUGGGCUGAAAAACUCAGGGCAAGGGAGGGUUGGCUUGUUGGUCUGGGAAGAUUCUACACCCUUCAGAUCGCCAUCCUGGUUCUACGCGUUGCAGCUUGGGUCAAAGUACCGAGUGCCAACAUCUCUCAUCAGCAACGAACGACUGUGCACGCUAUGCUCCUCAUUGUCCUUACGACAUUGACCGGGUACAGCAUGACCGUCAUCCGCCUCAACACACCACCGCCCAUCGACUGGAGCUAUGAGCCACCACACUGCAGUCUCGCUUCGCCACAACGCCAGAAUCUCCGCCCGUGGCAGCCUCCAACACCACCAGUCGAGGACGAGGAUGCUAUGGACUGGGCGCCUUCCCAGAACUUCCAGCCGAGGCCUGAGCCGGCCCCUCGUGUACCUGAGCCAUCGCCAUUCUUUGGAAAGUUGCCGGCCUUGGGCAGGGGUAUGAACGAAACUCUAGAGCCCAAACAGCCCAUCGGAAUACCUCCAGGGUUCUUCGACAAUCGUGGCCCGCUGUUGGAACAACGCCGAGCUUCGAUACCUGCUCCCAUGGCAGAACCAAGCUUCUUUCCGACGAGCGUCGAUACGGGCUUGGAAAGCUUGUUCGGGUCAGUCUUUUCGCUCGGAAGCGACCGACAGUCGGCGUCGAGCAAUUCGACAUAUGCAAGUACUGCUUUCGCUCAGCCAGCAGCUACGCCGCGGGCGGCGAAUUCCCAGCAAAGAAGGCCACCUCCGGUAUAUCACACGCCAAGAGCAGCAGCGCCUGCAAGCACGGUUGACAGUGUCUCUACAACAUUCUCACUUAUCAUAUCAGUCUUCUUGCUUGGUCUCUGGCUGAUCUCCGAGCGUCUGUUGAUCGCCUUUCCAAAUUUGAGACUCUACAUCUUGGGCUCCGCGACGCUUCUGCCAAUGAUCAGACUGGUCAUGGACAGAGCUAUUUGGUCUGGCGUCUAUGCUGGUGUGAUGGGGCUUCUGGCUGUCUCGAUCGUGGCCGGAACGGUUCCGGAGGAUACUGCGUUCUCAGCAGGGGCGACCUUACUCGCACUAGAUGUGCUGGGUGUGCUGGCCUCGAAGACUCGCGGGGCAAUAAUGUCGAGCCAGGGCAGGCAGUAUUUAUAG